AUGCCAAUCAUAUUUGAAGAUGAGGAUGAUGACAAUGAAGAAUCGAUUUCCAUUAAUACCGAUAAUGAUAGCAAAUGGAAUUUGUAUGAUGAUAAUAACGAUGAAGCUGAAGAUAAUAGAUUAACUCAUCAUCAUCGAGAGCACGAAGAAUUAAAAGAUCUCGACUGGAAUGAUAUACUUAAUUAUAUCCAACAACUUAAUUAUAAUCACUUGAAAGUACAGGAACGUCAUGAGACUCAUGCUGAAAAUCUUACCAUCCUAUCAAUCCGACGGAAGUCUAUUGGUAGAAAAGUCAUUAUUCGAUUACCAUACAAGGGUACUUCAUUUUACUUUGCUUAUGAACAGCAUUUUCAUCAGAAAUCAAUCGAUUAUAUGAAGCGAACAGGUGCCUACAAAUGGAUACAAGAGUUAGACCGUACCAAUGAAAAUAUCAGUCAAACAUAUUUAGCUCAAAUGGUGAACGGCGUCGAAACAAUGUUGGAUCAUUUACUUGAUUCGGAUUGUAUCUCGGAAGCACAAUAUCUGUUAAUGAACAUUGUGCACAUGUCAAUUCGAAUGCAUUAUCUGUAUUUUAUACCAGAAACUGAAAAGGUGGAUAGGCUUUUCUAUUUUUCUUAA
This is a messenger RNA of Rotaria sp. Silwood2, 618 nucleotides long. NCBI's taxonomy places the organism in Eukaryota, Metazoa, Rotifera, Eurotatoria, Philodinida, Philodinidae. The record is from the annotation of a GenBank genome assembly.